AUGACUCCACCGGCGGCGGCGGCUGCUCCCCAAGUGGCCCUGCUAACAAGCGCUGGCAUGGGCCACCUCACGCCGUUCCUCCGGCUCGCCGCCGCGCUGGCCUCGCGCGGCUGCGGCGUCACUUUCAUCACGCCCACGCCGGUGGUCUCCGCCGCCGAGGCCCGCCAUGUCUCCGACUUAGUCGCCUCCUCCGACGGCGUUCGGCCGCUGGAGUUCCCCCUUCUCCCCUUCGACUCCUCCUCCGCGGCCUCCACCGACCCCUUCUUCCUCCAGUUCGAGGCCAUCCGCCGCUCCGCCGCACUCCUCGGGCCGCUCCUCUCCUCCGCCGCUCCUCGACUGUCAGCGCUCAUCUGCGACGUCAGCCUCAUCUCUGCCGUGCUCCCCGUCGCCGCCGCCGUCCCCCUUCCAACCUACGUCCUCUUCACCUCCUCCGCCAAGAUGCUCUCCCUAUGCGUCUCCUUCCCGCAAAUCGCCGCCGCCUCCCUGCCGGCGAUCUUGAAGAUCCCCGGGCUAGCGGAGGAUCUCCCCCUGCGCUCCAUCCCGCGGCCGCUCCGUGACCCGGGGAAUCUCUUCACGACCCAGUUCGUGGAGAACGGGAAGGUGAUGCCCCAUGCAGACGGCAUUGUCAUCAACACCUGGGAGGCCCUCGAGCCGGCCACUCUGGCGGCGCUCAACACCGGCAAGGUAGUCCCCGGCCUCCCGCCGGUGGUCGCCAUCGGCCCGCUCCUCCCGGAGCACUCCCAACCCAACUCUGGCGGCGGCGACGAAGACUCGCUCGCGUGGCUCGACGGCCAGCCGACUGGUUCCGUCGUCUACUUGAGCUUCGGCAGCCGUACGGCGCUGUCGCCGGAGCAGACGCGGGAACUGGCCGCGGGCUUGGAGAGCAGCGGUUGCCAGUUCCUGUGGGUCGUGAAGACGAAGAAGCUUGACAAGGAAGAGCAGGAGGAGCAGGCCAUGGAGGAGCUGUUCGGAGAUGGGUUCCUCCGGCGGGUGGAGGGGAGGGGGAGGGUGGUGAAGGGGUGGGUCGACCAGGGGGCCAUCCUAACCCACCCCGCCGUGGGGGGCUUCGUCAGCCACUGUGGGUGGAACUCGGUGACGGAGGCGGCACUGCGGGGGAUACGGGUGCUGGCCUGGCCCCAGCUGGGCGACCAGCGGAUCAACGCCGGCGUGGUGGAGAAGAGCGGCCUCGGAGAAUGGCCCAUGGAGUGGGGUUGGGAAGGAGAGAGGGUGCUGGUUCAAGGGGAGGAGAUCGGCCGGCGGCUAAGGAGGUUCAUGGCGAGCCCAGCCGCCGCUGCUGCGAAGGUGAAGGAUGAGACCGUUCGGGCGGCGGCCGCCGGUGGACUGGAGAGCCUCAUUGCGAGGUUCACGAAGAGCAGACCUACAUAA
Molecule: messenger RNA, 1386 nt
Organism: Spirodela intermedia
Lineage: Eukaryota; Viridiplantae; Streptophyta; Magnoliopsida; Alismatales; Araceae
Source: the annotation of a GenBank genome assembly